Necator americanus (New World hookworm) is the source of this 1251-nucleotide messenger RNA. RefSeq lists its product as uncharacterized. The record is from RefSeq and is a predicted model, not a curated record. Lineage: Eukaryota; Metazoa; Nematoda; Chromadorea; Rhabditida; Ancylostomatidae. The coding region runs from base 1 to 1251 and encodes 416 amino acids. The transcript has 9 exons.
AUGCCCUUGAGUCAAAUCUUUGGAUAUGCAGGUACUGACAAAUGCGAGAAACACUCGAACUGCAAAAGUGUCCUCUAUGCAAGGCAUGGUGAUGCUGGCAAGGAACAAGCGGAACGUCUACGCAGAUCGCAGAUCCAUGCUAAAGAGAGUACCAGUCGCGAAGGGAAAGGUUAUUUCAAACAACAACACUCCGCGGACGACGACGAAGAGCUUCACGCAUCGUCUCUUCUCUAUAGCAAUGCUGAUCGAUUGUUUGGAGAUAAAUUACAUGAACGCGAAAAAAUGAGGACGGAUAGUAUUUAUUACAAGUGUGAUUUCUGCCUUUUUUCCUGCUUCACCAGAGCCGUAUUGGAGACACAUGUUCAGACCUAUCAUCCUCGAGCUCAGUCCGAGUGCGAAAGACAGCUUCCAUCAUCAUCUCCAGUUACUUGUCCAACGUGCCGAAAGACGUUCAAGACCCGCUAUCUGUUGUCAGUACACUGUGUUGGAGUGCACACUACAGCUAUGACGGACUUCACGCUUAUACAGACUUCCUUCAAUAGUUGGGCGCAGUUUGAGCCAUGGCGAACAAUGAUGGAAAGAGACACUAAGACAGUUCUUAUCAAAAGCGAAAUGCAAGCGUGGAACACGAAGCUCAUUCAUUCGUAUCAUUGUCAAUUUGAUCAUACAGCAGCACCAUGUUCGAAGAAGGAGAAAAAGGACAAAAAGUGUACCAACGAUGAAGAAAAUAGAAAAUCUUCGAACUGUCCAGCCUUUAUCAAGGUCAUGGAGAAUGAAGACGGCGUACUGGAUUGUGUGGCAUGCUUUGGACAUUUGGGACACGAAAUGGAUGGCUUGCCGCCAAUAUCGAGUGUUGGCUCUGCAGAGCUAAUGCAAGAUGAAGCAGAGAACGAUAAAGAUGGUGAUCUGGCGCCGUGUUUCUUAUGCGGUGGCGUUUCACCUCCUGAGAUAGACGCCAAGACGUGCGAGGACGUGAAAUGGUGCUGCUGCAGCGAAACAGAAUGUGGAAUAUUGGCACAUGAAUGGUGCACCCAACUUCUUGGAAAGAAAUGUCCUGAAUGUGAGAAAGGCAUACUGAUCAACACAUAUUUCAAAGUUGCCCCGAUGCCAGAGCGGCACAGACAGGUCGUACAUUGCCGGAAAGACACGGAAGCGCCAGGUGGAAGUGGGACGCUCUCAGCGAUGUAUUUCGACAGUGAACCAUUGGCUGAAGAAGCUUUCAGUAACCAGGGUGACGAUAGGCAACGAUGA